UAACUAUAUAAACCCGCGCCAUCGGCUCAAUCUACAUCACACAUCGAUUGUGCAUUUACCAAUCCACUUAACUCAAAAACCAUGAAAUUCUUGAUCUGUGUUGUUGCCGUCUUGGCCGUCGCCUCCGCCGGUGAGGAAAAGAAAGAAAAACGUGGCCUUUUGGGAUUGGGCUAUGGAGGUUUGGGAUACAGCGGAUUGGGCUACGGCGGAUUGGGCCAUGGAGGAUUGGGCUACAGUGGAUUGGGCUACGGAUAUGGAUCUCUUGACCACGGUGUGGCUUACUCUGCUCCCUUGAGCCUGGGACACUCUCUGCCCUACUCCUCCGGAAUCGCUGUUCACUCUGCUCCCAUCGUCUCUGCCCCCCUCGUUACCAAAUCGGUGGUUUCCGCCCCCGUUGUGACCAAGAGCAUCGUCUCUUCUCCCAUCAUCGCUAAAUCGUACGCCGCUCCCAUCGUCUCCGCCCCACUUGUCACCAAGUCCAUCGCCGCUCCCGUCUUCGCUCACUCUGCCCCCAUCAUCUCCGCCCCCGUAGUCACCAAGUCGAUCGCCGCUCCCAUUGCUGUCGGAUACGGCGGACAUGGAUUGGGUUACGGAGGUCAUGGAUUAGGUUACAGCGGUUUGGGAUUGGGAUACAGCGGCUUGAGCUUGGGACAUGGUUUGUCCUACGGAUUGCAUUAAGCUCCGAAAGCUUUAAUUUUUUAAUACAUGUUUUUGUAUUGUACAUAUUGUAUGAUCGAUGUUGGAUUAAAAUAUAGUUUUUAUACCAA
Messenger RNA from Zophobas morio, 767 nucleotides. RefSeq names its product cuticle protein 63-like. Bases 82 to 678 code for a protein of 198 amino acids. The record is from RefSeq and is a predicted model, not a curated record. The transcript is spliced from 2 exons. Lineage: Eukaryota; Metazoa; Arthropoda; Insecta; Coleoptera; Tenebrionidae.